UAAUUACUACGGCAGCAUGCAUGACUGUUCUCUGCGAAAACACUACUUUAGUUCAUAACCAAAGUCUGCAACACGCUAAGAUAUUAACUUGCAUUAAAUGUUAACUUAGCUAUGAUACCUAUCGCCAGUUCACAGCAUGCAGCUAGCUAGCAAGUAAUGCGCUGUGUUAUUUAGUUAGCUAGCCACAUUUGGAACUGUGACCACAGGAACAUUAUGAUUUAACAGGACAUAUCUGGCUAGGUCCACUAUCUCAUAGCUUCGAAAGCCAUGUAGUCACUAGGGAUCUCUGUUUAGCUCGUCAAAUAUAGUGAUAUAGUGUGUCACGAUUCCUUUGACUUGACAGUAAUACAUGCAUGCAUAUCCUUUACACAGGCAUGCGCUUCGGAUUUUUUAGUGUAGAGGGAUUACAAAGUGGACAUUUAAUAACUGUGUUUGUGAGCGUGUUGUUGAGUACUUUAAUGCUCCCACUUUUGAGGACUGUGGGUUUGGGAGCAUUUUCCAUGGCGUCUGAGUCAUACUCAUCUGGAACACACUCCGCGGCCUUCGUUACCUGUCCCAACGAGCAGGUAGCCAAAGACCUGGCCAGAGGAAUGGUUGAGAAGAAACUGGCUGCCUGUGUCAACAUCAUACCGAAGAUCACAUCAAUAUACCAGUGGCAGGGAAAGAUUGAGGAGGAUAAUGAAGUGUUGCUGAUGAUUAAAACCAGAAGUUCAAAGGUCUCCGCACUGGCAGAGUAUGUGAGGUCAAACCAUCCUUAUGAAGUGGCUGAGGUCAUCAGUCUGCCUAUAGAUCAGGGAAACCCGCCCUAUCUGAAGUGGCUGGGUGAGGGCGUGCCGGAGUGAGUGCUCUCUUUCACCCCCUGUGGCCCUUAUGGGGAUGUGCGCUCACCGUCUGUUCAACUUGUGAUAAUGCAUUGGAGGGGGCCGGAACUGUAACCUUAAGCAAUAAAAACGAGUGACUAAACUGGAAA
Anguilla rostrata (American eel) is the source of this 970-nucleotide messenger RNA. RefSeq names its product protein CutA homolog. NCBI's taxonomy places the organism in Eukaryota, Metazoa, Chordata, Actinopteri, Anguilliformes, Anguillidae. Bases 354 to 842 code for a protein of 162 amino acids. Gene Ontology annotation, molecular function: copper ion binding. The record is from RefSeq and is a predicted model, not a curated record. The transcript is spliced from 6 exons. Gene Ontology annotation, biological process: response to metal ion.